Messenger RNA from Vicia villosa (hairy vetch), 4398 nucleotides. RefSeq lists its product as uncharacterized. Lineage: Eukaryota; Viridiplantae; Streptophyta; Magnoliopsida; Fabales; Fabaceae. The coding region runs from base 1 to 4398 and encodes 1465 amino acids. The transcript has 3 exons. The record is from RefSeq and is a predicted model, not a curated record.
AUGGCGGGAACAGGCUCACGCGUGAAACGGGGAAGGGGGAGGCCGCCAAAAGCGGUGCCGCCGUCACCGGAGAACCACCCUUCACCAUCGUCACCGGUGAAGGAGAAGAUGACUACUCAACCUAUAACUGCUAGCAAGAUGGACACAGAGAAGAUUGAAGAGGAGAAGAUUGAAGAGGAAAUAAGCAAAGAUGAAACCCUAAUUUUGGGGAUGAAGAAGAAUGUGUCGCUACCAGAAUCAAGAAAAGUUGAAGAACACAAAUUGUGGGUUGAUAUUCUCACUGAGAAUCGGAAUCCAACAAAAGGUCUAUCGAUGCAAUAUGUAGCACCAAACGUCACCAACGAAGGAAUCGUGAUUGAAAUUGAAGAAGAUGACAUUGUGUCGGAAGUCAAGUAUUGGGAAACAGCCUUAAUCUUGUAUGCGAUGGGUGAGGAAUUAAGCAUGAACAUGGUGAAGAACUUCAUGGAGAAGGUAUGGAAUUUUGUCAAACUCCCUGAUCUGUUCUACCAUGAGGAAGGGUAUUUUAUCCUUAGAUUCCAUUCUCAUGAUGAUAUGGAUGCAGUGCUAAUAAGAGGCCCUUAUACAUUAAGGAAUAUCUCUUUGAUGCUAAGGGAGUGGAAGCCUGAUUUCAACCUAAAAAGGGAUAUGUUGAGAACAGUGCCUCUAUGGGUGAAACUUCCCAAACUGCCACUACACCUAUGGGGGGAGAAAAGCCUAAGCAAAAUAGGAAGUGCCAUAGGCGUGCCGUUGGUAACAGAUGAAUGCACGGCCAAUAAGCUGAGGGUAUCAUACGCACGUAUUCUGGUUGAAGUGGAUAUCACAAGAGAAAUGAUCAAAGAGAUAGCCAUAAAGGACUGUGAAGGAAGAAUAAUGAAGCAGCCGGUGGAGUACGAAUGGAAGCCAUUAUUCUGUGAUAGAUGCCAAAGUAUAGGGCACAAAUGUAAGGAAUUUGUGAAAAGGCAAUGGAAACCUAAAGCUAAACCUGUAGAUACUGAACAGGGCUGCAGCCAGGCUAUUGCUACUGAGACAGAUUUAAAGAAAAAAAGGGAAGCAGAUCAUGAAGAACAGAAGGAUGACAUAGAGGAAAAUAACUGGACAGUGGUUGGAUCAGCCAUCAAAGGUAAAGGUAAGAGAACUCCAACUGAUUCUUCAACUGAAAUUAGAUGUGUUAAUGGAUUUGAGGCUCUAGGGAUUUUGAAUGAUCUCAUAGAGACCUUGGAUGGAGAUCCAUUCAAGGCUGAUAAGGCUAAGAAGAUCAGAGAGAAACUCAGCAUCCAUGACAAUUACUUAGAUAACUAUCUGAAUCAUGAUAAUGGGAGAAUUUGGGUAUCAUGGAGUGAUAGGAAUUUGGAGGUUAAGAUGAUAAAAAGCUCUGCCCAGUUCAUUCAUUGUGGAGUUUAUGGUGUUAUGGGAGACUUUAGAUUCUGGCUGACAGCUCUGUAUGGAAUGAAUAAACUAGAACAGAGGAAGAACCUUUGGAAGGAUCUCAGUCUAUUGAAGCCUAGUAGUAAUGAUCCUUGGUGCAUUAUUGGAGACUUCAAUAAUGUCACCAAAGCUCAGGACAGAAUAGGUGGUAGAAUGGUUUCAGAAGCUGAGUAUACUGACUUGCAAGAAAUGAUGAUAAAUAAUGGCUCGAGUGAAAUGGAUAGUUGUGGUGACUACUUCACCUGGUGCAAUAGACAUACAGUUGAUCCUAUUCACUCUAGGAUUGAUAGGCUCAUUGGUAAUGUGGCCAAAGACAAGCAAAAGGGCCACAAAUCAAGGAGAUUCAAGUUCUACAAUUGCUUGACUAAGCUGCCAGGUUAUGAGGAGACUAUUAGGGCUAGCUGGAAUAAACCUAUUGAAGGUAGCCCUAUGUACAUCCUUUGGAGGAAGCUGCAGCGUCUAAAGCCUGACUUACAACAGCUUAGUAAGAACAUAAUCAAUAUGAAGCAUAACUUGGAGGCUGCUAGGAAAGAUCUGGAUUUGGCGCAGAGAGACUUAGCUAAUAACAGAAUGGACAGUAGCAGAAUUUCCAGGGUCAAAAUUUGCACUGAUGAGGUGAUUAGGCUGCACGAACUGGAGGAACAUAUGCUAAUUCAGAAGUCCAAGAUUGAUUGGCUGAGACUGGCAGAUGACAAUAAUGCAUUCUUUCAUGCCUCUAUUAAAGCAAAACAUAAGAGUAAGAGUAUGAAGAUCCUUAAGACAACUGAUGGUAAUUCUGUUACUGAUCAGAAUAGUAUUAUGGAAGAGGUUAUGAAAUUCUAUAAAAGUCUUAUGGGGACAAAGGAGGACAAUGUGAAACAUGUGGAUAUUGAAGCUAUGAGAAGUGGGAAACAAGUUAGCAUCGGCCAAAGGGAUGCCCUGAUUCGGCCAGUUACUGAGGAUGAGAUUUUGGAAGCUUUGAAAGCUAUUGGUGAUCUCAAAGCACCUGGAAUUGAUGGUUAUGGAUCCUACUUUUUUAAAUCAAGCUGGAAUAUUGUUAAGUGGGAUGUUAUAGCAGCCGUCCAGGAGUUUUUUGUCAAAGGUAACCUCCUUAAAGCCUUCAACAGUACCAUUGUGACUCUUAUUCCUAAACAUGAGAAUGCUAGUGAAGUGAAGGACUUUCGACCUAUUGUUGGCUGCACCACGUUCUACAAAAUUAUCUCUAAAGUCCUCACAAACAGAUUGGGUAUGGUGUUACCAGAGGUAAUUCACAAGAGCCAAGUUGCAUUCUUAAAGGGACAGGUUAUUCAGAAUCAUAUACUGCUUGCCUUUGAAUUGAUGAAAGGAUAUAGUAGGAAGGGUGGCACACCUAGAAGCAUGAUCCAAGUUGACUUGCAGAAAGCGUAUGAUAUGAUGGACUGGAACUCUUUGGAAACAGUGCUAAAUGAGAUAGGUUUGCCCAGCCAAUUCAUUAAGUGGAUCAUGUUAGUUACUACUACUGUUAGCUACAGAUUUAAUGUGAAUGGGGAAUAUACUACGAUCAUGGAGGCUAGAAGAGGUAUUCGACAGGGGGACCCAAUCUCUCCACUCCUAUUUGUUAUAAUGAUGGAAUACAUAAAUAGGGUUAUGAUAAAGAUGACUAGGAAUGCAGACUUCAAAUUUCAUAGCAAGUGUAAAGCCCUGAAGAUUACUCAUUUAACUUUUGCUGAUGAUGUGCUUCUCUUCAGUAGAGGAGAUAAAAAAUCUAUUGAAAUUUUACUUGCAGCUUUCAACAGUUUCUCAGCUUCAACUGGCCUUAGAGUGAACCCGAGAAAAUGUUAUGCUUUCUAUGGUGGAAUGGACACUGCAGCUAAAGAGGAGAUUGGUAGGAUCACUGGUUAUGCAGAGGGUCAACUGCCUAUCAGGUAUCUUGGCAUACCACUUGCUAGUAAAAAACUUAAUGUGAGUCACUAUCUUCCUCUUAUAGAUAGGGUUAUGAGUAGAAUUAGACAUUGGUCUGCCCACUUACUCAGCACUGCAGGUAGGAUUCAACUAGUGAAAAGCACUAUAUCUGCCACUGUACAAUACUGGAUGACCUGUUUGCCUUUACCUGAUUUUGUUAUUAGAAAGUUGGAUAGCCUGUGCAGGUCUUACAUUUGGUCUGGAAAAGCUACAAUUUCUAAGAAAAGCCCGGUGGCUUGGAAGAGAGUUUGUUGUCCAGUCAAGCAAGGUGGGCUCAAUGUGAUAAAUCUGAGCGUUUGGAACCAUGUGGCUUUGCUCAAAUGCUUAUGGAAUAUUAGCAUGGAGUUAGACAAUCUCUGGGUGAAGUGGAUACACACGUACUACUUAAAAGGUAGGGAUUUUCUGGCUGAGAAUCAGGGUAACAACUGUACCUGGAUUCUUAAACAUAUCCUGGCAAGUAAGGCUGACAUAGGUAGAAUCGAUAACUGUUGGAAUAGCAUGAGGAACCAGAGGCAGUUUAGUAUGAUGAAGAUCUAUAAUAUUUUGAUUGAGGAUAAUGUGAGAGUUGAAUGGUACCAUAUGAUGACACAUAACUUUGCUAGACCAAGAGCAAAGGUGAUACUUUGGUUAAUAUGCCAGAACCGGCUGUUUACCAAAACAAGGAUGGCGAAAAUGGGCAUGCUGCAGAAUACGUUAUGCGACUUGUGUAAAGAGGACAAUGAAGAUCUUGACCAUCUCUUGUUCAAGUGUAAAAGUACUUUCGUCAUUUGGCAAGGGAUUUUCAAAUGGAUGGAUAUGAAGCUAGAAAGCAACCUUGAUAUGGCUUGGAUUAAAAGGAAAUCCAAAGGUAAAGGCUGGCCUAAUAUUCUUCUAAAAGCUGCUGCUACUGAAGUUUUCUAUGGCAUUUGGAUGUAUAGGAAUUCUAUGAUAUUUGGUAGUAAAGGGUCCUAUAGGGAUACUCAUAGUGUUAUUAGAUCUAUUAUAGAUUCUUUAGUCUAUAGAGGGUGGAUGAAACCCAAGUAUAGAAAUCAUUUAGUUAAUAUUCUCAUGUAA